UUUUACAUAAAAUGAGAAUGAGACUUCGUACAUAUAAUUGUUUAAACCUCUUUACCCACCCCCAUAACCACUCCAAACUUCAAACACAUCAAAAGAGACGGUUCCUCUCCAUCAUCUCUCUCAAACACACUCUCGCUGUCUCUGUGUGAAAUCAACAAGGAGUAGCAUGGAUACGCGGCGAUUCGAUUACAAUCUUCUCAUCAUCACCGGAACACUUCUCUAUCUUCUCCAAUCAUCAUCGUCUCUCAAGAUCGGAGAAACUUGUUCCACAAGCAACAACAACUGCGAUUCCGGUUUGCGCUGCGGAACAUGUCCGGCGAGUGGCAAUACUCGCCCUAGAUGUGUUCGCAUUCAACCCCUCAGUCCUACUUCUAAGGUGAAUGGGUUGCCGUUUAAUCGGUAUACAUGGCUGACAACUCACAAUUCAUUUGCGGUUUCCGGCACAAAAUCGAUAUCCGGUGGAAUGCUUUUGGGUCCGGCUAAUCAGGAAGAUAGUGUUACAUCUCAACUACAAAAUGGGGUUCGAGGGCUAAUGUUGGAUAUGUACGACUUCAACAACGAUAUCUGGCUAUGUCACUCCUUCGGUGGCCAAUGCUAUAACAUUACAGCAUACACACCCGCGAUCAAUGUGCUACGAGAAAUCGAAAAGUUUCUGAAAGCAAAUCCAUCAGAAAUCAUCACAAUCUUCAUCGAAGAUUACGUUUCAUCCCCAAAUGGAUUAUCAAAGGUUUUCGCCGCAUCUGGUCUCAACAAAUACCAGUUUCCGGUGAAUCGGAUGCCUAAAAACGGCGGAGAUUGGCCGACGAUUACAGAUAUGGUGAAGCAGAAUCAACGAUUAAUCGUCUUCACUUCCAAAUCGGCAAAAGAGGCAUCCGAGGGAUUUGCGUAUGAGUGGACAUACAUCGUCGAAAAUCAAUAUGGACAGGAGGGGCAGAUUGCUGGUUCUUGCCCUAGUCGAUCGGAAUCUUCUCCGAUGAACACAACGUCGCGAUCUCUUGUUCUUCAAAACUACUUCUCGACUAAUCCUAAUGUCACCGGAGCGUGUAUUGAUAACUCUGCUUCGUUAAUCGCCAUGAUGAACACUUGCCAUUUAGCCGCCGGCAACCGUUGGCCGAACUAUAUCGCCGUUGACUUUUACCAGAGGAGUGAUGGUGGAGGUGCAUCGGAAGCCAUUGAUGUAGCCAAUGGACAUUCGACAUGUGGAUGCCUUAACAUUGCUUAUUGUGGGGUAAAUGGGACAUGUAAUACACCAGUGCUUUCACCGCCACCGCCAGCACAACUGUCACCUGGGGGUUCAAGCAGGUCGAGUGGAACCAGUUUCUCGAUUCACAAUGCGUAUCAACUACGAUGGCUUGUGGGUAUAGUUUUGUCAACAUGGAUCUUCAUAUCAUUAUAAGUUGUAUGUAUCUUUAAAGUAAUUUCACUCUUUUGUUUACUUGUUAAAUUCUUUUUGUAUUUCUCGGCUAAAAUACGUGCACACACUUGUAUAUGUCACUCACUCGUUGCUUAUGUUGUGUCGAGUUUUCUUUUUUAGUUUU
Lactuca virosa is the source of this 1538-nucleotide messenger RNA. The record is from the annotation of a GenBank genome assembly. NCBI's taxonomy places the organism in Eukaryota, Viridiplantae, Streptophyta, Magnoliopsida, Asterales, Asteraceae.